UCUCCGUUUAGCCAAGCCAGUGAGAGAUUUCUUUAUUUUUAUAUCAGAUUUAUUUGAGGAAAAAAAAAAGAAAAAAAAAACGGAGCAUCUGUCAGGAAAGAGCAGGGGGGGAAAAAACAACAAGCAGAUCUAGAAAAACACGCUCAUGCCGAAUAAAGGACCGUCGCUGGAUGUUAGUUGUGUUGUUUUAGGGGGGGUACAGGCCUAACUUGUUACAGGAUUCAGAGACGCUCUUACAGACAAAUGAACUGAAUAAUUGAGAUUUGAUAACUAAAUAACAGCGGGGGGAAGAAGAAAGGCAUCCACCGAUUCCGCCGAUUCUCUGCCACGAACAGCACCACAGACUUCUCAAUGAAGGAGCCUGACGCAAUCAAGCUCUUCAUCGGGCAGAUACCCCGAAACCUGGAGGAGAAGGACCUGAAGCCCAUCUUCGAGCAGUUUGGCAAGAUCUAUGAGUUGACAGUGAUAAAGGACAAAUAUACAGGGAUGCACAAAGGAUGUGCCUUCCUGACAUACUGUGCACGCGAGUCCGCCCUCAAAGCCCAGAAUGCACUGCACGAGCAGAAGACACUACCAGGGAUGAACCGCCCAAUCCAAGUGAAGCCGGCGGACAGCGAGAGCAGAGGGGAAGACAGGAAGCUGUUUGUGGGUAUGCUGGGGAAACAGCAGACGGACACUGAUGUGAGAAAGAUGUUCGAGCCAUUUGGCAGCAUAGAGGAGUGCACGGUGCUCCGUGGGCCUGACGGUACCAGCAAAGGGUGUGCAUUUGUAAAGUUCCAGAGCAACGCAGAGGCCCAGGCCGCCAUCAACGCUCUGCAUGGGAGUCGUACUUUACCUGGCGCCUCAUCCAGCCUGGUGGUUAAGUUUGCCGAUUCGGAGAAGGAGAGAGGGCUCAGGAGGAUGCAGCAGGUGGCCUCUCAGCUGGGCGUCAUCAGCCCCAUGACCCUGCACCUUGGGGCAUACAACGCCUACACACAGGCUUUGAUGCAGCAGCAGGCCCUGGUGGCGCAGUCGGCCUACCUCUCUCCUGUUGCCACGGUGGCGGCGGUUCAGAUGCAGCAGCUCGCCGCCCUCAACCCCAGCAGCAUCAUUGCCACGCCGAUCGCAUCCAUCACCCCAUCCUCAGGUACCAGCACUCCACCCUCCAUCGCAGCCACACCUGUUCCUGCUCUGCCUCCACCAAUUGCAGUGAACAGCUACCCCUCUGUGCCAGCUCCACCCAACGGCCAGUCAGCCACUGAAACCCUGUACACCAACGGGGUUCAUGCCUAUCAAGCUCAGAGUCCUGUCCUGGACCCCCUACAGCAAGCUUAUACAGGCAUGCAGCACUAUACAGCCACCUACCCUGCUGCCUACGGCCUGGUGGGACAGCCGUUCCCCCACCAGCCCACACUGGUGGCUCAGCAGCCGCAGCAGCCACAGCAGCUGCAGCAACGGGAAGGUCCCGAGGGCUGUAACAUCUUCAUCUACCACCUGCCACAGGAGUUCACCGACUCAGAGAUACUGCAGAUGUUCCUGCCCUUUGGAAACGUCAUCUCUGCAAAGGUGUUUGUUGACCGCGCCACCAACCAGAGCAAAUGCUUCGGUUUUGUGAGUUUUGACAACCCGUCCAGCGCCCAGACUGCCAUCCAGGCCAUGAACGGCUUCCAGAUCGGCAUGAAGAGACUGAAGGUGCAGCUGAAGAGGCCUAAGGAUGCCAACAGGCCUUACUGAAGGAGGAAAACCUAAGAGUUCAAUCAAGAAAAACCACUUGGGAUGUCCCAGCCUUUUUUUGGUUGUUUGACCAACCGUAUAGCACAGGAGCAACACUUCACAAAAAGCAGUAUCACGUGUAUGCGCUUACAAAAACACCAACAACAACAACAGCAGCAGCAGCAGCAGUAAUGUCAGCAACAAAUACAUUCUCAGAAUCAGCAUCCGCAAUAUCAGAAGUGCUCCAGAGUUCCUACUGUAUCAUUCCACAGCUGGAUUCAUUUAUAUUAUGUACAUAUUCUAUUGUCGGCAACAAGAUCUACAUGUUAAGAAAAAGCAUAUCACUGAUGUUAUUCUACUGAACAGGGUUCUACUGUAUAGUGUGAUUUGUGGUCUAUGGCGUAAACAGAAGGCCAGUCUACACAGUCAGAGGCAAAAGAAAAUACUAUUCUGUAUGAUUACCAUUGGUAAUAUUGUUAUGUAGAGUUAGUUUUAUUAUUUAUACGUAAAUUAAAAACAUGGGGUAAUUAAACUGGAAGAGAAAUGGAUUUCCUCUCACUGUACAUACCUUGGUUUAAAAAUGGAGUUAAAAGGACUUAAAAACUUCACGAGUUAAGAUUCUCUGCUGCCACUACUUUUCAAAUUAACAAAGCGGAAGGAAGGGCUGGGAAUUUUUCUAUCUUGAUUUUUUACGUUUAAUUUAUUUGGUAAUCAAUUUGAUGAGGGGGAAAGAUGUGAAAAUUUCUUUUUUAAUUUAAGAGGAAAAAAAAAGAGGAUUCCUGCGGUCUACAAGACAAUGGACACACUUAUAGAGUUUUUAAUUACAUAAAUGUACCUAUGGAAGUUAAAAAACAAAACAAAACAAAAACAUAAUGUUUCUUUAUUUAUUCUCUA
Molecule: messenger RNA, 2586 nt
Organism: Toxotes jaculatrix (banded archerfish)
Lineage: Eukaryota; Metazoa; Chordata; Actinopteri; Toxotidae
Gene: celf3a
Product: cugbp, Elav-like family member 3a
Exons: 14
Coding region: 352-1713 (453 amino acids)
Biological process (GO): mRNA splice site recognition; regulation of alternative mRNA splicing, via spliceosome
Cellular component (GO): cytoplasm; ribonucleoprotein complex; nucleus
Molecular function (GO): mRNA binding
Source: RefSeq, a predicted model, not a curated record